AUGGCCGGUUCCAUCUUACCCCAUAGUUUCUUCAUACUGACUCUAGUCGGUCUCUGGCGGCCGCUCGAAUGGCGCGGCUGGAAAUUUCUUCUCUACAAUUUAUACAGUUGCUUUGUAGUCCUGACAAAUUUUACAUUCACACUUACCGAAUUUCUAGACCUAGUUUUAGUGAGCUCCACUGUCAAUGAAUUCACUAGCAAUUUAUCAAUGAUGCUGGCGAUGGUCGCUGCCUGCGGGAAAAUAGUCGGUGUUCUUUAUAAUAGAAGACAAAUUAUCAGAGCUUUGGAAAACUUGCAAGAAAAACCUUUUAAACCUCGUGAUCAGAAAGAAGAAAUGAUUCUUCAGAAAUUCGCAGAUACUAGCAGUUUUAUAACCCGUUCCUAUUGGAUAUUUUUGACAGUAGGAGUCACAGGAAUUUCAUUGACCGGAAUAAUGGAAGCGAAAUUACCUGAUGUGCUGCCUUACAGAGGGUGGUUGCCUUUUAACUAUUCCCAGCCAAGCAUCUACUUACUGACCGCGAGUCAACAGGUGGUAACAUUCUUCAUCGGAUGCUACGUUGACGUCGGCUUUGACACUUUGUUUCCCGGAAUGAUGCUCUAUGUUUCUGCCCAAAUAAGUAUUCUAGAGUACCGCUUCAAGAAUGCUGUAAAAAUUCUUCAUGAAUUGGAAAUGAAAAAUUCUGGCUCUGAACUAAUGAAAAAUUCAGAAAAAGUUCUCAUUGGUGACUGGGUUGAGUGUCACAAUUCUGUACUCAGAUUACAUCUACGGAAUAUUCGCAACGCCUGUUUUCAUCCAAUAUUGCCUAAGCUCAGUGAUAUUAUGCGCAACUGUCUACAGUCUUUCAACCAUCCCAACAUUUACCUUCGAAUUUAUAAGCUGCAUUGUUUACAUAAUCACCACAGUGCUCCAAAUAUUUUUGGUCUGCAUGUCGGCGCAUCAGGUGACACUUCAAAUCUGAACGACGCUAUUUACAGUACUGACUGGUUCAAGUUGAGCAAUAGCGCUCAAAAAUCGAUGAUUAUUGUCGCUUUAAAAACUUUCAGACCAGUUAUUUUUAUGUCUUGCGGUAUUAUUACUUUAUCACUUGAGUCGUUUAAAAGUGUAAUUAAACUGUCUUACUCCAUUUACAACGUUCUUCAACAAUCU
Molecule: messenger RNA, 1146 nt
Organism: Cotesia congregata
Lineage: Eukaryota; Metazoa; Arthropoda; Insecta; Hymenoptera; Braconidae
Source: the annotation of a GenBank genome assembly